Molecule: messenger RNA, 360 nt
Organism: Dicrocoelium dendriticum
Lineage: Eukaryota; Metazoa; Platyhelminthes; Trematoda; Plagiorchiida; Dicrocoeliidae
Source: the annotation of a GenBank genome assembly
AUGCACCCGGUCCGCUCAUCCGUCAAACUGAACGUGAACCUACAACCUUGUGUGACGAGCGAGGGAAUCGACUACUCACCCGUAAGCGUGGCGAAGAAGACUCACUCCGCUGAUAUUGGCAAGCGCUUUCAGUUGUUAGGCUGGAUUCGAAAAUCCUGUCAAGGAUCCUAUUGUGCUCAUUCUUCCUGUCUGCGGAUGGAAGAUGUGGACUAUGCGAGGAGCUUGUUGUUAAACAGUGAAAUGAAACCCGGUGACUAUCAUCGCUUCCAUUCUCCCGCCGAUUGGUCCAUACAUAUGCGCAGGCAUUUUCCAGAUGCCUGGUCGUCCGUCCAACGUACCUGGACCCGCACGGGCAGGUGA